Molecule: messenger RNA, 807 nt
Organism: Trichoderma harzianum CBS 226.95
Lineage: Eukaryota; Fungi; Ascomycota; Sordariomycetes; Hypocreales; Hypocreaceae
Exons: 1
Coding region: 176-643 (155 amino acids)
Source: RefSeq, a predicted model, not a curated record
CACUGUUCCACCUUUGCGCCCAACCGAUCCGGGUGCCAUCGCAAGGGGUGCCACCCUCCCAAAGGCGAGCCGCGGCCGCCAUCGUCGCCAAGUCUCCAUUCCAACCAGCACGACCCGUUUUCAAGACCCUGAUGCGGAAACGCGCGGCGUCCGCCUACGCCUGUAGAGCCAAUCCAUGGCCGCCUCCAGCUCCAGGCACCACCAAUCAUCACAGGGUUUUCGCCGUCUAUCCCGCCAGUCGCCGGCCACAAAUGUGAGCAGCUAUCCGCGUGAACGCGGCCUAUACCCGAUCCAAAGGGCACAUAUGGCCGUCACCUGUGCUUGCAGCAUCCGAGUAGAUCGGUCUGUGGACGACUAUGUCCGAGAAAUCGGCGGAAUAGAAGGGCGUCUCGUCUCGAAACCAUCGUACAGCACUCGGGCUCUGGCUCCUUGGUACACGGCACCUGUGGGUGAUGGUCACACCGGCUCGCCUGUCAGAGCCAGCCUGUUCGGCCUUGCUACAGCACUCGCACCUGUCGCCAGUGUAUACCAGGAUCGUGAAAUAGCAUCUGAUCCCAGAUCUUGCCCGCUUCUGUCAUCGAAGUGGGACAAGAACCCUAACAGACGCCUUAUGAGUAGGUACUUGUACUCGUACCAGCCAUGACACUGAAUGGACAGGGCUUGCGGAUAAGUUGAUAGGCUCAUCAUCACCAGAGCCUGCCUGCCUGCUUGCACUUCCGUGCUCUCUAAUAGCGGUCCGCCACAAACGUCAGCUUGCUUACCAGCUACACGUGCCUGUGCAAAUACCACUUUUAGUCAGGCCCACCA